AUGAAUUUUGCAGAAAAUCCUGACCCGAACACCGACCUUCGACGCGCUAAAGCAGAGCUUAAACGGCUCAAGUCGGCACUGCCGACAUUUCCGUCUCCUGACCAGUUGUAUAAUGACAUAGUUCACUGUUGUAGCGAGAUCAUGUAUCUGAUUGAGCUCAUUGACAAUAUUAAGAUAGAUAUUACUUACUUUUUCCAUAAUUGUGAUCCAUGGAAUGUACUAGAGCGAGACGCCCAAAUCAAAGAAUUGACUGUCAAAAACUAUCACUUGCGAUUGCGAAGCCUGCGACAACAUCUCUCUCUCUUAUUCUCUUCCGUCCCGGUCAUGAUCGCGACAAAAGCUAUGUCCGCAAAAGCAUGGCAGUCCUAUACGGCAACCCCUCAGCACUACACGAAGAAAAAUGGGGAGGAAGUACCACUUCUUACGGAGCAGAGCGAGAUAGAAAGGAUUCUGAGCGAUCAUGAGGAAACCAUCGAAGAAUUGUUUGCAAAGUUAAAAGACAUUCGAGAAGAAUGCCUUUAUCAAGAACGUUAUCGAGAAGAUGUUUCGGCGAAGAAGAUAUGCAAUGCGCUUAGGACACUCAACGAGCAGUUCAGUGACUUACGAGAAAAGCUGCAGCAGGAUCGCCUAAAGAUGAUCACGGAAGAAACCCAAACCGAUGAUGUACCUCUCGUGCCGAUGGACGUUGAAGUGAUCCAGGAAGACAUUGACAAUGUCGAGCGAGAAGGCGAACAGGCAAGAAUUAUGGAUAAUGCUGAAUACAUGGAAGCUAUUCAGGAGGAUGCCGAAGAAGUGGAACUGCAAGAAAACGAACAGAUCAUGAAGGAUAUUGCUCUCCUGGAACAGGACCUAGCCCUCGUCCAGAGAAGACUUGAAGAGCUUUCAAAGGAGCGACUCUGCCGUCCACGCACUUAUGAAAUAGGAGUUGACCGUGAUGAGGAGAAAAUGAUGCCGUGUGCGUUUUGUCACGUCCCAGGCCAUCAUUACUCCGAUUCUUGCAGAGAAUACCACUUGCAGCGGCGCGCGAAGAAUCUCUCGACAAGCAAAAACGCUGCACGAUGUGCUUGGAAGUAG
Molecule: messenger RNA, 1074 nt
Organism: Ostertagia ostertagi
Lineage: Eukaryota; Metazoa; Nematoda; Chromadorea; Rhabditida; Trichostrongylidae
Source: the annotation of a GenBank genome assembly